UAUUUCAAAGACACAGGACUGCUGUGCAAAACAAAAUGGCAAAGCUCCUUAUCCGCAGUGUCCUGGUCACUGGUUCUAGCCGAGGAAUUGGCCUGGAACUAGUCAAGACUUUUCUCAACAAAAGGAAUCCACCAGGACAUGUUUUUGCAGCAUGUCGGAGUCCAGAAACAGCUCAGGAACUGAAGUCACUGGCUUCCAAACACUCAAAUCUUGUUACUGUCAGGAUGGAUGUAACAGACAAAGCAAGCAUUGAAGCUGCCUAUGAUGUGGUAAAGGAGACCCUGAAAGGACAUGGAUUGAACUUGCUGAUCAAUAAUGCUGGUAUUGCCAUCUACCACCCAGUGGAAGAAACUACAGCAGAAGACAUGAUGAGACUGUAUAAAACCAAUACAGUGGGACCAAUGCUGGUUACUCAAGCAUUUGCUCCCUUGUUGAAGAAAGCCGCACAAGAAAAUCCUAAUGAAAUAAUGAGCUGCAGCAAGGCCGCCGUGAUCCACAUAUCCAGUGGUUUAGGGUCUAUAGAAAGAGUCUCAAUUGAGCUGUUUAAGGACGUUCUAAUGGAAUACCGCUGCAGCAAGGCAGCACUAAAUAUGUUAACACGAUGUCAGGCAGAGACCUACAAAACCGAUGGAAUUAUUGCUGUGACUUUCGCUCCUGGCUGGGUCCAAACCGACAUGGGUGGUGCAAAGGCUCCGCUGAAGCUGCACGAGAGUGUGGGUGGGAUGAUGGAAGUGUUUGAAACCCUGACAGAAAUACACAAUGGAAUGUUUCUGAAUUGGCAAGGACUGGCUAUCCCUUGGUGAGUUUGAGGCACAAACAAGACAGAUGUACAGAAGAAUUUUGCCUGCCUUUGA
This is a messenger RNA of Nanorana parkeri, 854 nucleotides long. RefSeq names its product C-factor-like. The record is from RefSeq and is a predicted model, not a curated record. The transcript is spliced from 2 exons. Bases 36 to 803 code for a protein of 255 amino acids. Lineage: Eukaryota; Metazoa; Chordata; Amphibia; Anura; Dicroglossidae.